ACACUCUUACCAUUCAAAGCCUGCACUGCACAUAUUGACUGAUUCAGAUUCUCUCUUUCCUUUUCUCUGUGCCAUGACAGACCCCUCGCUUUUGGCUUCCAUAACCGGCUGGUUCACACCCAACACUCUCUUUCUCUUUGUCAAUCUUGUCAUCGGAACCAUUGCGCUCACCUCUCGUUUUAGUUCUAUCAAGAAACCGCACGCCGGAGCACCAGAAGAGAAACCAUCCUUCGUUCAACCCACGUCCGAACUUCUUUACCGCUCGCACACGGUAGACUCGAACCCGCUGCAGCUUGCCCGAGCUCCCUCUUUGCUUCAACGCGUCACGUCUAACCUCUUCUCAUACAAGUUCCCUGACCCAGAAGAAGAACAACCAGCCUUUGUUCAAGCCACUGAACCUCUAAAUGGCACAUACCCGGUCGACCCUAACCCGCCCCGACUCGCCCGAGCUCCAUCUCUUUUGGAACGCGUCAAAUUUAUAAAUUUCCCCUCUAUUUAUAAAUCCCAACAACAACCACCAUUCCGCAAAAAGAAAUUGGUUGCUCACGAUUCUGAAACUGAUGUGCCAACGGAUCCGGGUUAUAAGCCGAGGAGAAGUAAAUCGGAGAGAAAAAAGUCUGAGCGGAGGGUACAGGACGAUAUGAAGAAGUCGGAGAGCGAGAAGUCAAUGAAGGUGGAAAUGGAGAAUAAUGAGAGGGAGACGGAAACGGUGGAACAAAGGACGCAACAAACGGCGAGGCUGGACAGAACGGUGACGAUUGGCGACGGUGACCAUACCGUUGAUGCAAAAGCUGACGACUUCAUCAACAAAUUCAGGCGCCAACUGAAGCUACAGAGACUUGAUUCUCUCUUGCGUUACAAAGAAAUGCUCAAGGCAAACUGACGAGCUCAAGAAGAAAGUUAAUUCUGUGUUUUUUUAAAAAAUAUAAAUUGCUUAAUCUGGUAUCACAAAUCGUCUGGGUGGUGUAGUUGGUCAUCACGCUAGUCUCACACACUAGAGGUCCCCGGUUCGAACCCGGGCUCAGACAUUUUAUUAUCUUUUAUAAUUUGGGCCCUCGUAUGGCCUCUUAGUACA
Messenger RNA from Mangifera indica (mango), 1075 nucleotides. RefSeq names its product pathogen-associated molecular patterns-induced protein A70-like. The record is from RefSeq and is a predicted model, not a curated record. Lineage: Eukaryota; Viridiplantae; Streptophyta; Magnoliopsida; Sapindales; Anacardiaceae.